AUGUUGCGCUCUGCGGCCCUCGUCGCCCUCCUGGGCGCCUCCUCCGUCCUCGCGGCGGGCACCAAGUGCUCACUGUCCAGCAAGUGCCCCAAGGAUUCUCCCUGCUGCUCCCAAUAUGGCGAAUGUGGCGUCGGCGCCUACUGCCUCGGCGGCUGCGACCCGCGGUCGUCGUUCUCGCUCGACGCGUGCGCCCCCGCGCCCGUGUGUAAGAGCUCGACGACCAAGUUCACGAGCAUGGACAGCAUCAUCAACAUCGGCGACUACCUCGGCGACGCCAGCAAGGGCGAAUGGGUGGCGCAGGGCGAGCCCGCCCAAUACAAGGACAGCGUCCUCCUGACCAUGCCGAGGAAGAGCGUCGGCACGGUGCUCGCCUCGACCGCCUACAUGUGGUACGGAAACGUCAAGGCCACAUUCAAGACGAGCCGCGGCAAGGGCGUCGUGACGGCCUUUAUUCUGCUCUCGGAUGUCAAGGACGAGAUCGACUACGAGUUCGUCGGUGUCGACCUGAACACUGCCCAGACCAACUACUACUUCCAGGGCAUCACGGACUAUCACAAUUCCGGCAACAUCACUGUCAAGGACACCUUCGACGAGUUCCACACCUACGAGAUCCGCUGGACGCCCGACAAGAUCGAGUGGCUCAUCGAUGACAAGGUCGGCCGCACGAAGCUGCGCAAGGACACGUGGAACGAGACGAGCCAGCAGUGGAUGUUCCCCCAGACGCCCGCGCGCGUCCAGCUGUCCAUCUGGCCCGGCGGCCUCGCUAGCAACGCUAAGGGCACCAUCGACUGGGCGGGCGGCGAGAUCGACUGGGACGGCGAGGACAUCAAGAAGGCCGGCUACUACUACGCCACCUUCAAGGAGGUCAGCAUCGAGUGCUACGACGCCAAGAGCGCGCCGGGCACCAACAAGGGCAAGAGCUACGUCUACACCGACUACGCCGGCACCAACGACACGGUCAAGGACGGCGACAAGGACACCAUCAUGGGCUCCCUGCUGGCGUCGGGCCUCGACAUGGACAAGGGCAAGAAGAGCUCGUCGGCAUCUAGCAGCGCGGAGAAGCCCAGCCAGACCCAAAACACCAUUCCCGGCGGCAGCAACGGCAGCGGCGGCAAUGACCACAGCGGCGAUAAGGGCGGCAGCAGCAGCGGCGGCAGCGGUGGCAGCAGCAACAACGGAGGCAGCGGCGCGCAGCCCACGGCGGGUGGCUCAUCGGGCUGCAGUGCCGGCAGCUUCAACCAGGACUGCAGCAACGGCUCCAAGGACGGCGGCAGCGGCGGCAAGAGCGGCAGCUCCAAGGCGAGCGCGAGCGCGCUGGCCAUGAUCAUUGCCGGCGCUGCGCUGUUUUGGCUGUAA
Messenger RNA from Purpureocillium lilacinum, 1356 nucleotides. RefSeq lists its product as uncharacterized. The record is from RefSeq and is a predicted model, not a curated record. Lineage: Eukaryota; Fungi; Ascomycota; Sordariomycetes; Hypocreales; Ophiocordycipitaceae. Gene Ontology annotation, molecular function: hydrolase activity, hydrolyzing O-glycosyl compounds; chitin binding. Gene Ontology annotation, cellular component: cell wall. Gene Ontology annotation, biological process: cell wall organization; carbohydrate metabolic process.